Molecule: messenger RNA, 699 nt
Organism: Dermacentor silvarum
Lineage: Eukaryota; Metazoa; Arthropoda; Arachnida; Ixodida; Ixodidae
Exons: 2
Coding region: 1-378 (125 amino acids)
Source: RefSeq, a predicted model, not a curated record
AUGUCGAGCAAGAGCAGCAACGUCUCCAUCAGCCAGGAAGACCCCACCGAAGGCAGCGCGGCCGUGGCGCCGUCGGAGGAAGGCGACGGCGAAGAGGCCGGUGUCGUCGACGAGUACCUGCGCCAAGUGCUGAGCCUGGAUCCCGAUGCGAUGGAGCAGCUGUCCGCCCUCGACCAGGAGGGAACCCGAGCGCCCGCCAACAGCGCCACCAGCGUCGGGGCAGGGACGCCCGACACUCGUGCAGGUUCGGUCGAAGCGCUGCGUUCCAGCCUCGAUUCCAACACCGCGUGGGCCAAGGACCGGUCACAGCAGGCGAUGGCGGAAGUGGACCGCAAGGCCACCGACGGCAGCUUUUCGGAGGCGGCAACCAACGAGUGACGGCGCUUCAUUCCUGGCGUUGUGCUACGAUCGAUGACCCCAGUUAGAAACACAUCGGCCGCUGACAUAGAAGCCUACCACAGCCGUCUCACUCGCUCGCCUAUUAACACGAAGUUGUGCGUUUGUCUCGCUUUGACCUUGAAAGCAUGGCUUCUGUUUCAUCUUUCAGUGUUGAGAUCCGUACCAGUGCGAACGUGGCGUUAGCUUUUCUCAUAACUUUCUGCUCGACACCUUCUCCAAGUCAACUUUCGCUAGUCAACGUUGGGGACUAUAUUCCACGCUGCAACGCCAAAAUCUUGCACGCGUUCAUGGCGUCUACAG